UGUCCCUCUGCGGGCCCGGUGCCCAGCGCUGACCGAGCGCACAGAAUAUAUAACCAGUCCCCUGACAGCGGAGGCACAGAGGACGGCUGGCACAAGUGUUGCCCCAGUUUGCGUUUUUUUUUUUUUUUUCACCCUUUUGCUGGGUAAGUAGGUUGGGAAACCUCGGUGACCCAGAUUUGAGGGACUUUGGGUCUGAUCGGGACUUUUGGUGUGGACGGACUGGACCUGGCUGCAGCUAUCAGGAUGAGAAGUUCUUAGAUUUCUAACCCGGCUGGAAAGAGCCCGUGUUCCGCCUGAGAAAUGUCCGCGCAGGGGUCGGUGCUGGCGCUGGGGAAAUGUCUCGCCUGCCUGGAGUUCAUGCUGUUUCCUGUCUGGAGGGGGAUAGGAGCCAGUAGCGCCGUCGGGUGGAGCCAGGGCUGGGGCCGCUGCCUGAGAUGGGAGCCGGAUAGCGGAGACCGAGGGACCAGAAUCCCGGCGUUCGACUACCCUGUGUGGCUGGUCUUCUGUCGCCGGGGGCGUGCCCGGCUCAGGGAGGUGUGUCAGAGAGGGAGAGGCGCCAUCAGACUGCCCACAGACCUGCUGGGCUUAAAUCUCCCCCAGCUCUUCAACAUCCAUCAGAUUCCCAAGGUGUUCAGGGAGGAAAGCAUCAUCUCCGGAUACCGUCACCCUCAGAGCUCCGCCAUGGACUGCGUCCUCAGCAGCUUCCAGAUGAACAACGAAACCAUCAACAUAUGGACCCACUUCCUGCCCACAUGGUACUUUGUGUGGCGGUUCCUGGCCCUGUGCUCCAGCGUGAACUUCGUGAACGACAGCUACACCUGGCCCCUGCUGGUCUACAUGCUGCUCAUCUGCAUUUACCCGUUCACCUCCAGCUGCGCCCACACCUUCAGCUCCAUGUCCGCAGAGUCCCGCCACAUCUGCUACUUCUUCGACUACGGGGCCCUCAGCCUCUACAGCCUGGGUUGUGCCAUCAGCUAUGGAUACUACGUGAUGCCAGACUGCUGGGUGAACAGUUGGAUCCAUCAACAUUUUGUUCUCAUCGCCAUCGGGAACUCUCUGUUCUGCACCAGCAUGUCCUGCUAUUCCAGAUUUGUGGAGCUGCAGUUCCCCAAGAGGAGUAAAGCCUUACGGACCGGAGCGUUUGUUGUGCCGUUCAUAUUCGACACGGUCCCUCUGUUUUACAGGGCACUGAUCUGCUUGUGGGGUGGCGACAGCCCGAGCGACGCCCUGUCCAGUCAUUGUUACCACCUCCUCUUCGCCUUCCUCACCUGCUUCCUGUUCACCGCCCACCUGCCAGAGAGGCUGGCCCCGGGCCGCUUCGACUACAUCGGCCACAGCCACCAGCUGUUCCACGUCAGCGCCGUGGUGGGAACCCACUUCCAGAUGGAGGGCGUCAUAGCGGACAUGACGUCUCGGAGGGCGUGGCUCCAGCUCCACGGGGCCACGCCGUCCUUCCUGGGGACCAUCGGCGCUCUGGCCGUCAGCCUCGCCCUCAACCUGGCCAUCAUCGGCAUUUUCAGCACUCCGCUGCUGUGGAAAAGCCGACACGGCAGCAAGCAGCAGCAGCAGCAGCAUGUCUGCAAGGAGCAGUAAGGAAAAGCUUCCCAGAAACAGUGGAGCCGUUUGCUUUCCAAAGGAAAGGUUUGGCUGGUCGUCAGCUCCAAGUCGCGCUGGUUUAACAGUUUCCCUCUCACGUAUCUUAGGCGCUUUGUGUUUGCUCAGCGGCUGAAGACCCGGUCCUUCAUUAAAGCCUCGUUCUGAUGCUCUUAAGGUUCUGGGUUGAAGGAAGCUCGCUGUCGUGGCACAGCGCCCUCACUGCCAGUUUUAAACCUCAGACUGGAAACAUUCAGUUUGAACUGACAGAAUUUCCUUCAGGUUUCUGAGAAAUCCUCGGAAAUGUUCCUCCUAACUGGACCGAUGGGUCGGUCGGGUUGUUCUGUGAGCCUGACGGCUCCAUAAAAUAAUGCAGAUUGGAUCGGCAGCUCUUAAACGUCCGCCAUCGAUCCCACUCCUCGCUCACGGGAAUUGAUUUUCAGAGCCGUGCGGUUCUUUUUCUCUCCCCCCCC
Molecule: messenger RNA, 2066 nt
Organism: Fundulus heteroclitus (mummichog)
Lineage: Eukaryota; Metazoa; Chordata; Actinopteri; Cyprinodontiformes; Fundulidae
Gene: paqr6
Product: progestin and adipoQ receptor family member VI
Exons: 8
Coding region: 301-1593 (430 amino acids)
Cellular component (GO): membrane
Molecular function (GO): signaling receptor activity
Source: RefSeq, a predicted model, not a curated record